AUGGUAUACCUACAGACAUGGCAUAUGACUCUUGCUAGUCCAGAUGAAUAUCGCCUUCUGUCUGAUCUCCGUCAUAAUUACGACCCAUACGAGCGGCCUGUGGCGAAUGCAUCCGAGCCAUUGGUGGUUAGCGUGAAAAUCUAUCUUCAGCAAAUUCUAGACGUUGAUGAGAAGAACCAAGUAAUUACUCUGGUAGCCUGGAUCGAAUAUCAAUGGACAGAUUACAAGUUAAAAUGGCAACCAUCAGAAUAUGGCGGCAUCAAGGAUAUUCGUGUACCGGGCAAUGCGAAUGCAAUUUGGAAACCUGAUGUCCUUCUGUAUAACAGUGCCGACGAGAAUUUUGACUCUACAUAUCCAGUGAAUUAUGUUGUUAGCCAUAAUGGCCACGUACUGCAGGUCCCACCUGGUAUACUGAAACUUUCAUGCAAAAUCGAUAUCACAUAUUUUCCAUUCGACGAUCAAAUGUGUCAUUUAAAGUUCGGUUCGUGGACCUAUAGCGGCAACUUCAUUGAUUUACGCAUCAACGGGCCCGAGGGAAUGAACAUAUCGGAACAAGGAAUGGACAUAUCAUACUAUGUUGAAAAUGGCGAAUGGAAUCUAUUAGCCGUACCCGCUCGUAAUGAGACAAAUGUAUUCGAUGAUCAACCAUAUCCUUCACUGUACUUCUAUCUUGUUAUUCAAAGGAGAACAUUAUAUUACGGUCUUAACUUAAUUAUUCCUUCGCUUCUCAUAUCGCUCAUGACGGUUCUAGGAUUCACUCUGCCCCCUGAUGCUGGAGAGAAGAUCACUUUGGAAAUUACCAUACUUCUAUCAGUUUGCUUUUUCCUCAGCAUGGUUGCCGAUAUGACUCCACCUACUUCUGAAGCAGUUCCAUUAAUAGGUGCAUUUUUCUCUUGUUGUAUGUUGGUGGUGUCAGCAUCCGUUGUAUUCACCGUACUCGUUCUCAAUCUUCACAAUAGGAAACCAGAAACUCAUGAAAUGAGUCCAUUUUUACGAGAAUGCUUAUUGAUUUGGCUCCCAUGGAUAUUGAUGAUGCGCCGCCCUGGCACCACAGUUUUCAAUCGUCGUGAAAUAAAAGUAGGUUUUUCUAACAGGAAGAUUUUUCUCAUUCGCUACACCAACUUUGAGGAAAUGUUACAUUGA
Messenger RNA from Haemonchus placei, 1143 nucleotides. The record is from the annotation of a GenBank genome assembly. Lineage: Eukaryota; Metazoa; Nematoda; Chromadorea; Rhabditida; Trichostrongylidae.